This is a messenger RNA of Hibiscus syriacus, 1250 nucleotides long. RefSeq names its product UPF0496 protein At4g34320-like. Lineage: Eukaryota; Viridiplantae; Streptophyta; Magnoliopsida; Malvales; Malvaceae. The coding region runs from base 68 to 1192 and encodes 374 amino acids. The transcript has a single exon. The record is from RefSeq and is a predicted model, not a curated record.
AACCAGAUCUCAAGCUCUGGGAUUUGAUAAUCUUUUGUUCUUUGCUUAGAUCUGAUCUGAUAGAGCCAUGGGAAAUCAUGGGAGCAAGAGAACAUCAGAAACAUCAUCGUCAUCUAUCACUCUUAGCAGCAAUUUGCAGUACACAACUGAAUUGAGUUCCUAUGAAGCAGCUUGCAAGCUAGACAAAGAGUUGCAGACAUUCGACACCAAUGUCCAGGCUCGAACCAAUCAUGUCAUCAACACACUAGCAAUGGGUGUCGAAGCUCGAGCCCUUUCAUUCGAUUCACUCAGAGAGGUAACCGGUUGUCUUUUGGAGAUGAACCAAGAGGUGGUUAAAGUUAUUUUGGAAUGCAAGAAAGAUAUAUGGAAGAACCAAGAAUUGUUCGAGCUCGUCGAGGAGUACUUCGAGAACAGCUUGCAAACACUUGAUUUUUGCUCUGCAUUAGAGAAAUGCCUGAAGCGAGCCCGAGACAGCCAAUUGCUGAUAUUAAUGGCUCUGCAACAAUUCGAGGAAGAAAGCGAGGUCGGCGGGAGCAAAUACAUGAGGACAUUGGAAGAACUGAGGAAUUUCAAGGCAGCUGAGGACCCUUUCACGGAGGAGUUCUUUCAGAUCUUUCAAUCUGUUUACAGGCAGCAAAUAACAAUGCUGGAGAAAUUGCAGCAUAGGAAGAACAAGCUAGACAAGAAGCUUAAGUACAUUCAUGCAUGGCGUAAGGUAUCAAGUAUGAUAUUCGUCGCUACAUUUGUUUCCGUGUUGAUUUGUUCGGUCGUGGCUGCGGCAAUGGCGGCACCACCGGUUGCCGCUGCGCUCGUUGCUGCGACAUCGAUCCCCUUAGGUUCGAUGGGGAAAUGGAUUGAUUCUAUGUGGAGAAACUAUGAAAAUGCAUUGAAAGGACAAAAGGAAGUGAUUACCUCAAUGCAAGCAGGCACAUAUGUGGCUAUUAAAGACUUGGAUAACAUCCGGAUUCUCGUCGAUCGAUUGGAGAUUGAAAUUGAAGCUCUGUUACAGAAUGCGGAUUUCGCAAUAGAGCAAGAAGCUGUGAAGAUUGGGAUAGAUGAGAUAAAAAAGAAGCUUGGUGUUUUUAUGAAGAAUGUGGAGGAUUUGGGACAACAAGCCGACAUUUGUAGCCGGGAUAUUAGGAGAGCAAGGACUGUUGUUCUUCAAAGGAUCAUAAAACAUGGCAAAAAUUGAAAUCAUUUGAUUCCUGGGAGUUUGACCUGCUUCAAGUUGAUGCUGACAAUGUUGACAA